UAAAGGUACACGAUUACACCUGCUUCUUGUUUAUAUCAGGAAAAAUUUAUUCUAGGCUUCUUGACAGCUCCCCCUUUUUUUUUUUUGCUGCAACUUUCUUGACACUGAAACCUGUACAUAGUGCAAUCAUUAAGAAAUUCUUCAAGGAAAAGUUCUCCAGGAUACAAACUUGGUUAUUUUUAAAGCUGAAUUUCAAGCCCAACCUAGAUUUUGAGCUCUGUUUACUCCCAGAAUUGAAAAAUUAGAAAAAUCAAUCCAGUAUUCUUAAAUAUUCCAUUUCACUUCUACCAAAAGUCACCGAUGAGUUGACAGCUUCAGACCGAUGUUGAUAAGAAUCAAAUAGAAGAUCUAUAGAUCUAUAAACACCAGACCUAUAGAAUAAAAUAUAAAUGUUAUAUAUAAUAAUUAACCAAAUCUGGGUUUUCAUAUUUCAUACUUUUGGAACAAGCUUCAUACAUUUGGCCAAAUAAUGGGGGAUUGCUCCUGUUUGUGGUAAGAAGUUAAUUACAAUAUAUUUCUAGUUACUAACUACUGUAACUUUUGUUGCAUGUUGAUACAAUUCCAGACUUAAUUUAAGACCAUUCUUAAUAUUUUUUAAAAUAAUAUUUUAAUCAUUUGGCCAAUAUCAGUAAAUUUAAUAUAACAGUAAUAUAGCCACAAGCGCCAAUCUAUGGGGUCCCAGCACCCUUUGCAAUUAGCGCUCUCAGUCACCAGUUUUUGCAAAGUUACAUAGAAGACUUAAGAAUCCAGUGCUUUUUUCUUGACGAUGGCUCAGUGAAGUAAUCCAGUCAUCAUUAGAAAUGACUGGAUCCAAGCACCAUUUGCACGUAGCACUCCCAGUCACCAGUUCUUGCAUAAGUUACAUAAAAGAAUUAAGAAUGCAUACUUUUGAAGUUUUGCGACGAUGGUUCUGUGGUAACCCUGUUGAUGGUGGCCAUGUUUUUCAAGUAUUUCAGUCAUCAUUAUAAAUUCACUUACAGAUUCACACAUACAGGCAGCAUACCAAAUCCCAGGUCAAUCCAACAUCUGGUUGGUUGGAUGUGACCACCAUCAAAAUUGUCCUCAGAAUAUUGAGAUUUAAAAUUUGUUUAUGAACCACAAUUAAUUGUAAACCCUUAACCACACUAUGUAUCAUUAACGCCUAGAGUUCAUCUUUCUACUGAACUAAGAUUCAGUAGAGAGACUGACCUAAAAAUGAAAGUCUUGAAAUUAUCACUGUUAUACUUUUUCUGAUUUGAUUAGGCAAUUUAGUGCACAUUGGCCUUUUCUAUAACCAAAACUCAGCUGGUAGUUAUAUCUACUAUUGUCAAAACCUCUAAACACUCAUUACAAACUCCUUAAACACUUUCUACAAAACAUAUCACACAGUGGUUCAUGCCUAAGCCAAACUUGUUUAAAAAACUAAAUGUUUCUGUGGAGAUGUGCUCGUCUUGUUCAGCGCAUCAGUGUUUGAAUCAGUGAUUUCAAGUAACUGAACAAAUCAGUGAAUCAUUUAAUUGAACUGACUCAAAUGACUCAAAAUACUGAAAAGACAAAAAUUGUUUAACUUUUCCUCAAAAUAUCUUCCUAUGGUCCACAAUCAGCAAAUUCAGUUAUAAAAACAUGAUAGCAUGAAGGUUUCUUAUUAACAUCUUUUCUUAUGUUGGGUAUAUGAUCUUAAAUUUUCCAGAUAGAGAACUUACCAGAAAAUCAGCACGUUCCAGUUCCUAUCAGAUGAUAUAUAGAGCCCUGUCCAAUUACUGUUCGCUUCCAGGAAAAUUCCUGCACCACUUUUUUUUUUAUUUUGAAAGAACAUUUUCCAUCACCAGCAGGUCAGAGAGUGCAAUAGGGCUGAAAUUUCCACUCUCAGCUCCCAGGAUGUCCAGCAGACACUGUGCUUAGAGCUGCAGAUUAAAUUAUCCUCUCCACAGUUAUCUAUCCAUUGCCACAAGCUUACUUUCUUGAACAGACCUCUAGCCUGCAUUCUCAUAAUGGUCACUAGCCCUCACUUUGCUUUUAGCCUAGCUUUUGCCAUUUUAAGAAAUGUUCUGUUACUUUACAAACAAAAUUUAUUAGAUGAACUCACCUGAGAAUUUAGUCAGAAGGAUGAAGUCAAUCAGAUAAUGGAGACCAACCUGUGGUUACGACAUAUAUGGAACGACUACAAACUGAAAUGGUCUCCAGCAGAAUUUGACGGAAUUGAGUACAUCAGGGUUCCAUCCAAUAAGAUAUGGAGGCCUGACAUUGUGCUGUACAACAAUGCUGUAGGUGAUUUCUUGGUGGAAGACAAGACCAAAGCUCUGCUGAAGUACGAUGGCACGAUCACCUGGGUCCCUCCAGCCAUCUUCAAGUCCUCCUGCCCAAUGGACAUCACCUACUUCCCCUUUGACUACCAGAACUGCUCGAUGAAGUUUGGUUCAUGGACGUACGACAAAGCCAAGAUUGACCUGGUGCUGAUUGGCUCCAGGGUCAACGUCAAGGACUUCUGGGAGAGUGGCGAGUGGGAGAUCAUUGAUGCACCAGGCUACAAGCACGACAUCAAGUACAACUGCUGUGAGGAGAUCUACACGGACAUUACGUACAGCUUCUAUAUCCGUCGCCUGCCUCUGUUCUACACCAUCAACCUCAUCAUCCCGUGCCUCCUUAUCUCUUUCCUGACCGUUCUCGUCUUUUAUCUUCCAUCGGAUUGUGGCGAGAAAGUGACGCUCUGCAUUUCCGUCCUCCUCUCCCUCACCGUCUUCCUCCUGGUCAUCACCGAGACUAUCCCCUCCACUUCUCUCGUCAUCCCCCUGAUCGGUGAGUACCUGCUCUUCACCAUGAUCUUUGUCACGCUCUCCAUCGUCAUUACUGUCUUUGUGCUCAACGUGCACUACCGCACUCCCACCACGCACGCCAUGCCCUCCUGGGUGCGAGCUGUAUUCCUGCGGGCCCUGCCCAGAAUUAUGCUGAUGAGACGUCCCAUGGACCAGUCAGAAUCCUCUGGAAAAACAAGUUUGCCUGAGGGAUCAUCUGGGGAAGGAGAAGGGAAGAAAAGGAAGAACAGUUGCAGCAACUGUUUGGAGUUUGGCGAGGGGAAAGCAAGGGAGGGGGACGUGAAGAAAGGGCCAUGUCCACGCCAUCCGAUGAAAGAGCCUCCCGAAGGGGAUUGUGGGAAACCGAGUCGGCAGCUGAGUGCCGUUAACACGGUGGUGGCGUUUUCAGUGGUGUCCCCCGAAAUUAAGCAGGCCAUCGAGAGCGUCAAGUACAUCGCCGAGAACAUGAGGAGCCGCAACAAGGCUAAAGAGGUGGAGGAUGAUUGGAAGUACGUUGCCAUGGUAAUUGACCGAAUCUUCCUGUGGGUGUUCGUGCUGGUGUGUGUGCUUGGAACAAUGGGACUCUUCUUCCAGCCUCUCAUCGGUUUCCUCGCAUGAUAACUGACUGGAUCACACGUUCCCGACCAGUCAGUCACGGCAAUCGCUAGACUAAUCACCCGAAUCACUGACACGAGUUUCCAAAUACAAUCACCGAGAAGAAAUGAAGAAAGAGUGAACAAGAAACAGUGUUUAUAUUCUCACAGUUUUACAGUUUUGACAGUUUUACUUACUUGUAUGUUAUAGUACGGCUAAGGUGUGUGGUGGUCUAGGCAACCAAAUCGGAUGUGACAAAAAAGCGUUUUUUUUUAAACAUUGACAUUUCUAUAAAUAUAUUUAACCAGACCAACAUGGAAAUGUUUCUAUUUACGUUACCUUCCCUUAUCUCAGCAUCUGCCUGCAAAGGUCAUGUUGUAUAAGGAGCCAGCUUAACAAACACAGAGGUAAAGACGUUCUUCACACCACAAAUGUCACGCUUUGAUCAAGUUGUUGGGAAGCUACACUGUAUUUCCAAAAGUAUUGGGCCAUAGACAGACAUUGGCAGUAGAAUGGGACAUACUGAAAAGCUCAUUCACUUUAAACGUGGCACUCUCAUAGGAUGCCACCUUUGCUACAAGCCAUGCUCUUUUGACUGAAUGGGCAAAAUUCCCACAGACUCACUGCAAAAUCUUGUAGAAAGCCUUCGCAGAAGAGUGGAGGCUGUUAUAGCUGCGAAGAGGGGGCCAACUCCAUAUUAAUAUCCAUGGUUUUGGAAUGGGAAGUCUAACAAGGAUAUAGGUGUGAUGGUCAAGGGUCCACAUACUUUAGCCAUAUAGUGUAUAUAAUGGGGCAAAACAAAAAUACGUUUAAUCAAUUAAAUAAACUCAAUUCAAAAUGUCAGUGAAUGAAAUCUUUAAAUGUGAAUUUUUCCAUUUUAAAUGUGAAUUUUUCCAAGAAGCAGAUUUUAAAAUGCUGUUCUCUUUGCAAAAGAGAAACAUACUCUAUUUUAUUUCAGGAAAGUCUUUAGUUUUAAGAAUUGUCAAAGUUUUAAGAAAAUGUCAAAGGAUUUUCCCCUUAUAGAUUCCAACAGCUUGACAGAUCAAACCAAAAUCAUUGGUACGCACCAGUCAAACCUUCAUCCUAUUCAAACGACCUGCUAAUCUCUACUCAGGAAAAUGAAGGUCGUUUUCACACUCAUGAUCCAAUUCCUGGUCCUUUAAUGUUGGUCUAUGGUUCGCUUCAACCAAACAGUGGUUUGGUCUGAAUCACAUGUGGAAGCCGUCCAUUCUCAGUGCUGCAUGUUGAGAAACAUGAUUGGUUCAACUUACUUCCUGUUUCGAGUUUCAUAAUGGUCUGAUAAUGAUCCCUGCACGAUGACAUGCCAUGCAUCCCAAAAGUGCUGUUCUUCACAGGCAUAUUGGUACCAAAGGAAAAUAAUUAAAAAAACAGCCAACAGUUGAACCUACUACCCACCAUUUUUGCAAACUUGCAUGUACAAAACCGACAUAUGGAUUUGUGCAAGUGCAAUCAUGAGCCCUGCCCCCAAACAAACCCAGAAUCGAUCCUGGUUACAGAAGGUGUGAAAACGCCCUAAGAAAAGUAGAUACUGAUUAGUGGAAAGUCUUGUCUAGCUGGUGGUUGUUGAUUAAUAAUCACAUUUCAUACAACAUGCAUAGGAAUUCUUAUGACUAGAUUGGUACGAAAUUUGUCAAACCUCUUACUAACAAAGUCGUAACUACAAGCUCCUCCUCUUAUAUUGUAGUUCUUAUAAAUUUGAAAUUGUGACACUGUAUUGGAUGAUAUUUGCCUAAAAUGUGGAGGAUGUGUAAAUAAAAAGUGCUCGAGAAUCCUGUAUUUGCCACAUCGGUUUGGUAGCAUCACUUUUAUCUGUCUUUUCAUUGUGUAUCAUGAUUUCUUCAUCUAAGGACUUGAGCAGGAUGUUUAACAUAAAAACUGUCCACUUUGCACAUAAAAAUGCAAAUCCCUUUAAAAACACUGCAUGAUUUCCUGGACACUUUUUUCCCAUCUCAGUCUCUGAGACAUCCAUAAUCCCUUUCUCAGCAUUUACAAAAGCACAAUUCUCUUGUUUGCAGCUGUUUGUAUGUUUGUAAAUCAGUUUUUCUUCACUGAUGUCCUUGAAUUAAAUGAAUACUGAAUGAA
Molecule: messenger RNA, 5468 nt
Organism: Pangasianodon hypophthalmus (striped catfish)
Lineage: Eukaryota; Metazoa; Chordata; Actinopteri; Siluriformes; Pangasiidae
Gene: chrna6
Product: cholinergic receptor, nicotinic, alpha 6
Exons: 5
Coding region: 2103-3389 (428 amino acids)
Biological process (GO): signal transduction; chemical synaptic transmission; monoatomic ion transmembrane transport
Cellular component (GO): synapse; postsynaptic membrane; neuron projection
Molecular function (GO): transmembrane signaling receptor activity; acetylcholine-gated monoatomic cation-selective channel activity
Source: RefSeq, a predicted model, not a curated record